Messenger RNA from Entrophospora candida, 372 nucleotides. The record is from the annotation of a GenBank genome assembly. NCBI's taxonomy places the organism in Eukaryota, Fungi, Glomeromycota, Glomeromycetes, Entrophosporales, Entrophosporaceae.
AUGAGUACUGAAAAUAAGUUGAAAAGCAUUAUAGAGGAGUUGUUUUCAGUUGCUAAUAAUCACAACACUCCAGGCUCUUCACGUUAUACAACUCUUAUUGAUAUUCUUCCAGAAACAGUGAUACCAUACCAAGGAAAUAAGCAUAACAGUUUAAGUAUCCUGUUAGCCUGCCAACAGGAAAUUUCCUCGACAGCAGGAGGUUGUUUAGGCUGUGGACUUAUGCUUGGGGAAAAUCGGGAAAAAUAUGUCAAUGAUUUACCAGAAUUAUAUUCCGGAUUGGAUAAAGAGACCAUUUCUGAAUUAACCUGGAAGGAUCCUUUGGCUAAUCAAGUUAUUAGCGAUGAUUCGACAUUUGGUGAUACAGUUGCCUAA